AUGUCUAAGUCAAUAACAUCACAAUAUUUUAAAUUUAAUAGUUUCUUUGGUAAUAGAUUAUUUAUGGUUUAAAAAUUUAUUUAAUAAAUUAAAAUGUAGUCUUCUAAAUUAAGAUUUAAAUUAUUAAAAUAAAAUCAUAUGAAUAUUAUAGAUGACAAAGCCUCAAGUUAUGAAUAUUUACUUUAAAAUAAAAUGGUAAACUAAAAAGAUGAGUCUUUUUUCUAAAAAAUAAUAUAAUUUAUUUAAAAUGCCUAUAUUUUAAAACCUGUAAAUAAUAUAUUAAUUUAAAUAAUUUUUAUAUUUUAUUUAUUUUAGAAUUCUAUAUUAUUUUUGUUAUGGAAUAUUAUUUUAUUAAUAUUUCUUAUUUUAAGAAUAAUCUAUAUUCCUUUGUAAUUAGGACUUUUUUAUUUUGAAAUAAAUAUUCCUUAAAUAAUAAUUUUUAAUUUAAUUCCUGAUGUAUGCUAUGGUGCCUAAAUAAUUAUUGGAUUUAAUAAAGCAAUAUAUAAGAAAGGGAUUUUAAUAUAAAAUAGAUCAGUUAUUAUAAAAAAUUACAUUAAAAAAAGAUUCUUUAGAGAUUUUAUAAUAUUAUUAGUUAUGUUAAUUGAAUAUUUCAAUAAGUCUAAUUGGCUUCAAAUAUUGGUAAUAUUUCUAUAUCAAGAUAUAAGUGAAAUAUUAGCAGAAUUUGAUGAAAAAUAUCAUUUAAGAGAAAAAACUAAAGGUGUAUUUGAUCUCACAAAAUUAGUGUUUUUCAUACUUUAUAUAGGACAUAUAUGUGGGUGUUUAUGGAACUUUAUUGCAAUGAAAGAAAGAGAAAGUGGAAUGGCAGAUGAUCAAUUAUGGAUUGGAACUUAUAAGGAAAACUGGUUUGAUAGAUAUAUAGAUAGUAUGUAUUGGGCUGUUGUAACUAUGUGUACUUUAGGUUAUGGAGAUAUAACACCUAAAACAAAAUAUGAAAAAAUUUUUGUAAUGGGAGUUGUACUUAUUUCUACUUUUGUUUUUGCUUUUUCUAUGAAUUUAAUUGGAGAUACUAUAAAAGAAUUUUAUAGAAAAGAAAAAGAGUUUUAAGAUUAUAUUUAGAAAAUAAAUAUUUAUAUGAAGAAAAGAAAUAUUAAUGAAGAUAAUUAAGUUAGAAUUAAGAAAUAUUUAAAAUAUUUAAAUAUUUAAAAAAACGAUUAUUUUAAUUCUGAGAUUUUAUUAGAAUAAUUAGAAGACAAUUUGAAAGAAGAUGUCAAGUAUGAUAUAUUCGGAAAUUUAUUGAAAAAGUAAUCUAUUUUAAGAGACUCAUUUGAUGUUUAUAAAUUAUCUUAAAAAAUGGAAGAAAAAGUAUUGCCUUUUAACUAGUAUAUUUUUACAGAAGGCGAUUAAUCGGAAUAUUUAUACUUUUUGCUAAAAGGAUCAUUUACUAUUUAUAAGAAAUAAAAAUAAAUUUUAUUUGAUUCAAUAAGUGUAAAUAAAUAUAUUCAAUUUUUUUUUUUUUUCUUAAUAAAAAAAGUAAAAAGGAAAAAUAUUUGGAUAAAUAUAAUUUUUUAGUGGAUAAUAAUAUAAUUAUUCAGUAAAGACAAAUUCAACUGUAGUUUUAGCAUAAAUAUCCAAAGAAGAUUUCCUAUAAGUAAUAAAGGAUGACCCUUAAUAAUACGAAAAAUAUAUGAAACUAAAAGAUUAAUAUAAUAUAUAUAAAGAGUUCUAAAGUUAUUAAUGUAAUGUUUGCUUUAAAUAUGGACAUGAUAUUUUAGAAUGCCCUAUAAUCAACUUAUAACAUAAACCGUAUAGACUAUAAAUUAACUAACAAAACGAAAGAAAUUAAGAUAAAAAUCGUUAUCGACAUAAAACUUGCUCAAGAAAAGAUUUAAAAAAUUUAUAGGAUCUAAUUCAAAAAUAUAUUUAAAACUAAGAGCAUAUU
Messenger RNA from Ichthyophthirius multifiliis, 1900 nucleotides. RefSeq lists its product as hypothetical. Lineage: Eukaryota; Ciliophora; Oligohymenophorea; Hymenostomatida. Gene Ontology annotation, cellular component: membrane. The record is from RefSeq and is a predicted model, not a curated record. Gene Ontology annotation, molecular function: monoatomic ion channel activity. Gene Ontology annotation, biological process: monoatomic ion transport; transmembrane transport. The transcript has 5 exons.